This is a messenger RNA of Phaedon cochleariae (mustard beetle), 4962 nucleotides long. Lineage: Eukaryota; Metazoa; Arthropoda; Insecta; Coleoptera; Chrysomelidae. The record is from the annotation of a GenBank genome assembly.
UUCAGACUGGUAGUUCAAACUAAUGCUGAAAAAAGGACAAGAAAUAAUCCAAAAAGAAGUGAUGCCGCAACACCUGCACUUCCAUGGCUGCAGUGGUUAGCCAUGCAAUGCGACGGUUUCCGACUUCACCAUCGGACACCCCGUAUUCGUCCUGCAGAUUUAAAGGCGGCAGUAGUAGCCGUAGCGAAGGUUCAAGCGCUCUCUCGCGCUCCAUGCGGUACGCGGAUCCCUGGCUGUACGGCAGCGUGCAGAGCGGGGGCGUCGCGACGCCAGGCGCCUUCCUGCUAACGCCGGCGUUCGCGUUGUGCGCCUGCGCCCCGGAUUGUUCCGGUGGCGGCGGAACGAAGCGGGCCGCCAAGAAGACGCAGCAGACGACGUGCAAAAAGUGCAAAGGCACUAGGCUACCAGUAUCGGCGUUGGACUCGAAAUUCGGCACGGUGAGAUGCUACCCCACCACCGUCCUUGCGACCAAUCCGGCGCCUGCGCGCGCCGGCACCGUCCGCGUCACCUCCUGCCACGCCAGACCGACCAUCCUGCCACCUCCAGCCGCCUCCAACGCCGCCUGCGACCCUUACGACCUGGUGCGCCGCUCCCGGUUGACGGGGGCGGUAGAAAACCCUUCGAGCGGGUUCAGGGUACGAUCGGUGUCGCCGAGAGAGGCCAGGAAUCACGGAAUAUGUGCAGGUGACCACCAAGACCCCUACAUCACUCCCAUUGGCCGUCGCUCCAUCCUGGAGUGCGACAUCAACCCCUACGAGCUAGUCUCCCCUGACUCUUCCACUGGCCCACAGCCCAGCAUCACCCUCGUCAAUGGCCAAAGGAUCCGCGUCAGACCUUCCAGCAAUGAUGAAGACUUCGAGGACGACCAGAGGUACGAGGACGUCCAGUUGAGGCUGUCUUCGCCUGCCAAAUCCAUGGCCAAAACACAGAAAACAAGUUUGAAGGCGGUAGCUAAGAGGCCCAGCUCGAUGCCUGCAGUUACGAAGGAGAGGCAUAGAGAUGAUAAGCAACAAACGAAUAAUGGCCCUACGUCUAAAUCGAGAACCAAAACUAAUUCGCUUCAAGAGAGCGGCAACGACUACUACAACUGCCAGUUCAAAUCCAUCUUGAAGAAAUCCUCCAUUUACGAUGACGUAGAAUCAGAUGAAGUUGUCCAAACAAGGAGUCCUUCGCCUGUCAAACGAAAAGGAUCUCAAUUUUAUAUUCCUAUGCCCUCAUCGCCCGGUGUUGGGGUCAAGAAGAAAGUUCAAUUUCUCGUCGAAAGUGACGCAGCAGGCAAUGAUAACAUUCCCGGUGAAAAAACUGCCGAUGAAAUUGAAUGUAGCAGUGAAGACGAUGAGGUUUUCGAAAAAGAGGUUGAAUGUAAGGAGGUACAAAAUACACCCGAAAAUGAGACCAUUAGAAGACCACCUGCUUUAUACAGAAGCUUUAGCGACAGAAUACGAAGAGAAGAAUCCAAAGUCAAUUUCAACGAUACCAUGGCCCUCCGUUGUCUCAAACAGAGAAGGAACCUGCCAAUAGACUUCUCCGAUCUCGACAGACUCGACGGCACAGUCCGUAAAGCCAUCAGGAAAGUCAGUCCAAGACCUAACGUCCCCCCACCACCACCUCCACCUCCAAAACAAGAAAAAUAUGAAUCUAAUUCGACCCCAUCAAGUGAAAAAGUUGAGGCACCACAAGUUAAUCAGGAAGAAACACUUUCCAAUGGGUUGGAAAAACCUGAUGAAGUCACUUCGAUGGAAAAGCUCGACAGAUGCAUCAGUGGAGACAUAACAGUUCCAGUUCCUAUCCAAACAGAUCCUCCUUCAGUUCCUCCAAGAAAAAGAAGCAACAACAAGCAGCCCACCGUGAACACAGUAACAGUUCACCCCGUUAAAAUCGAAACCCCAAUGAACAAAACUAUCGUCAGGAUAAGCAGCCCGCCAGCAGUACACAAACUCCAAAUAAAAAACGAUUACUCCGAGACUGUAUCAGUUCCCUCCUUGUCAAUCAUAGAGAACUCUCAAAGAAAAACGUCGAUCUUAAUCAACGGAGACGACUGUUACUCCACAGUGAACGUAGGCGACUCAGUGCCUCUCUAUCAGUCCUCUGUGGUUGUCAAAGACACGCCAGCUUCCAAGCAAAAGAAGUGCAGCAGCAUCUACAUAACAGGAGCGUUCACCCAGCACGAAAACCUUCCUAGUUCCUCAGAAAAAGAUCCUGCUGAGCUGGACACAGCGACAAGCGAUGUUAAAGACAUCACAUCAGAGACGGUAACUUCUUCAGAGCUGUUGACUGAACUGUUGAGGGACCCUGUAGAGGCCGUUCGUCGCAACUUGGUACCUCACGUCUGCGGCAAGUCAGAUGUGUCUAGGAGACCGCGCGACAAGAAAACGGUGCACCAUAGCAAAUUCCCUCCAGGCUGCAAGAAAGACGUUGGGGUGUCAGAGGAUAGAAGUAAGAUGUCGAGCUCGUUCGAAGAGUCGCUGUUCAAGAUGUCGCCCUACGAGACCGUUUGCGACGACUUGUCAUCAGAGCACAGUUCCUCCACUCAGUACGAGUUCAUGGACGCCGGCUCGGAUUGUUAUACGGACAACAGUAACAGGAGCUCGAUAACGGAAGAGGAAUUGGCCAAUAGGACGAAGUUUUACGAGCUGCUGGCGGAGUCGAGUGCCGUGGAGGUGACGGAGAACGAAGACCAUCUGUACGAGUGCAUCAAGAUCAGCAACGAUCCGAUUUAUGAGGAGAUCGAGAUUCCGCCACCGUUGCCCAGCAAUCCGCCGCCUGCUAGUCUGGUCGAUGAUCUCAAUUUGGAUAAGGAGUUCACCACAAGGUCCAUCUUCGAGGGAGCCUCCAAAUACGACAUCCUCAGCUACCUGGUGGACGCCAAAGAGCGAGGCAUCGUCCAAGAAGACCACCCCUUCACCUACAACUUCUCCCACCACAACCACCAAAACCAAACGGAAGAAGACAUCCGCACCAUCAGCGAUUCCAGCGAAGACAACUCCUUGAUCAUCUCCGGAGCUCUCAUAGACGAAAAAGCCACUUUCCAGAAGACAGCUGAAAUCGAAAGGAACGAUUCCGGAGUGGGCUCGGAAACCAGCAAAAGCUCCUUCAGCAAGUACAGGAGCAAACCGGAGCUAUGUUUCCCCUGCGAAGACUGCGAAGCAAUCCUAGACAGCAAACUGGAAAUAGAAGCUUCCUUGUGCAGAAAGUGCUCGAAGAAACGAUCCGAACGCAAAGAAAUCAUAACAGAGAUAGUGGAAACCGAGGAGAAAUACAGCAGGGACCUGCAAAUCAUCCUGGAAGAGUUCUACCAGCCUAUGCUGGUGGCAGGACUGUUAACACCUGAUCAGCUCUCGGCUAUCUUCCUCAACGUGGAAGAACUCCUGGAAAACAGUCAAGCCUUGGCAGAGAAGCUCAGGGAUGCAGUGGAAAUUGCCACGGAGCAAGGCGAUGAAGAUUUGCUUACUGUUAAUACGGGGAAACUCUUUCUGGAAGCCAUACCGAUGCUGCACGCCUUCGAAACUUACUGUGUGCGACAAGGCAGUGCCAGCCUCCUAUUGGCCAGCCUCGAAAAGGACAAAGAACUACUCAGGAUCUUUCUGAGAGUGUCGCAAAUGGAGAACGCCAUGCUGCGGCGCAUGAACCUCAACUCUUUUCUCAUGGUUCCCGUCCAAAGGGUCACCAAGUACCCCCUGUUGCUAGCCAGACUCUACAAGGUCACUCCAGCACACUUGCACAACAAAAAUGAGUUGAAGGAGGCCCAGCACAAGAUAGAGUUGCACCUCAAUCACAUGAACUCCGAGACCAAGGACGUGCCGAGCAAGCUAUGGAGGAGGAUAGGUAGCAGUUCGGGCAGGAGGUCCAGCGCCGAAAUGGAUCUGGUGAACAUCAAAUUGAGGAAGAUCGCUGUCGAUGUUCUGGAAUGGAACCACGAGGAGGCGCGGUUUGCGUUGGAGGGAAAGCUGCUGUUCACGCAGCCGACUGACAAUAAUUGGAGGAGGGGCAGGACCAUCAAGUUGACGCCAGUCAACGCGCUGCUGGUCGUCAACGGAAAGAUUGCAGUCAACAACAGAUACAACGUUAAUUUGAUAGACAGUAUUCUUCCUAAAGAACUUCAUAUUCAUAAUAAAACUAGUCAAGAAAUUCAUCUCACCAUCAAGAAUAAUAAUCGCAAUUAUAGAAUUUUUUCCUAUUUUGGAACAUCAACUGAAAAAUUAGCUACAUUUCUACAUAAACAGGACUUGAAAGUAGCAUAUAGAACAAAUAACACGCUAGGAAGGUUUAUCAAGAAAAAUAAAGACAAAACUUCUAAAUUUGAAAAAUCAGGUGUAUACAAACUCAACUGUGGAUCUUGUCCUAAGCCGAUUUCAAGCAAAACGACCGACAGGCCGGACGAAAACGGCCUCGUAUUUUCGAGACACGGAGCGAGAGAAGCGGCCCUCUUAUUGGUCAGAGACAAGAACGGUCGAUAUUCCCUCCUGAGGGAACCUCUUUAUCUGGAUCGAUGUGUGAUAGCGGCAGAUCCGGCGUGGCAAAGCUACUUCGAAGUACAGGAAUUAUUGGGAAGAGACACAUUCAUAUUUAAGGCUGAAGGUGAGGAUCAAACGAACAUCUGGUACAAACAAUUGCAGUUUUUCGCUCAAGGAAUGGGCGCAUGGAGAAAACGAAGAAACGCUCUUGCCAACAUAAUGAUUAACGGAAUGGGUUUACGAUCAUAAUGAAAUUUUAUUUAAAUUCUCAGGAAUAACAAAAACUAAUGCUAAUUGAUUGCAAACCAUUGUAAAAAUAUGUGACUAAAUAAUAUUCAUUGUUAGAUCUAUUUAAUUAAUAUCUUGUAAAUUGUAAAUGAUUUAGUUAAUUUAGCUGUGAUAUUUUUGGAAUGAUGGUUUUGGGACUAUUUUAUUUUUAGCUUAUAUAGUUGAUUUUAUUUAAUUAAUUGUAUCGAAUAUUCAAUAAAAUCCUUCAUGGUACUAUUGA